Neopsephotus bourkii (Bourke's parrot) is the source of this 3228-nucleotide messenger RNA. RefSeq names its product fibroblast growth factor 23 (gene FGF23). The transcript is spliced from 3 exons. Lineage: Eukaryota; Metazoa; Chordata; Aves; Psittaciformes; Psittacidae. Gene Ontology annotation, biological process: positive regulation of gene expression; positive regulation of cell population proliferation; animal organ morphogenesis. Gene Ontology annotation, cellular component: cytoplasm. Gene Ontology annotation, molecular function: growth factor activity; type 1 fibroblast growth factor receptor binding. Bases 1131 to 1883 code for a protein of 250 amino acids. The record is from RefSeq and is a predicted model, not a curated record.
CCUGUUCUUCCUAUCACUCUUUACACAGUGUUGCAUUACUACAGCAUUUUCAUACAAUAAAUUGAAGGGUUUUUUGUUUUUUUUUUAGAUCAGAAAAUUUGUUUGUAAAGAUGCAGAACAUCGGCAGGACAACUGGAAAGCAGGUAUUGUGUCCUGGAGCAGUUUUUAACAUUACUGCCCACUUAUUACUUUUCCCCUUGUAGUCCUUCCAAGCUUGCCUGCUGUACCUGAAGCACUAAAAAUGUGCCAGUAUGAGGGAUUCAGGUUUGAUUCAGAUCUCAGAUCUACUGGUCACACUAACCCCUAUGACUCCAUUAAAGACUGCCAGCCAGAUGCGCAAUGCAGGAACAAACAUGCAGUUUUAAAUGUUUUAUAGGUAAUUUUCAGCUGUUCAGCCAGCCUUAGAUUAUUUAAGUGACUCAAAAUUAAUCAGGAGAAAUAAAAGGGACAACUUAUCUGAAGUGGGUCAUGCUCAUGUCAAGUUUCCUUUGCUUAAAUGGAGUGACACAAACAUCAGCACCACAGGCUUACUGCUAAACUUACACCAUAAAGAAGGAGGAAUCAGGCCCAGAGCAAACUAAUAUCAGCUUUUGAUACAUUCACAAAAUAUUGUAUCAGUAUUUGCUGUUUCCAGUAAAUCAGAUCUAGUUUGGAAACCGAGAGGGCAGGCGGCAAUCUGAAUAAACACGUCUGAAAAAAAAGGGAUUGUUCAGGUUUGGAGGGUCAUUCCCUUCGGUAAAAGUAAACUGACUGCAGUGGAUUGCUCUUCCUGGACCUAACAGUAGGGGCGUGGGAAGCUUUCAGAUGUCACAGGGUUGUCGAUAACAUUUGAACAUAUGAUUAGCUUUCGUGAGCUGUCUUUAGAAACCUUACAUUUCUUCCCCCCCGCACCUUAGCCAGAGAUCCUUCCCUUGAGGUUUUGGGCCACUUAAAAUGUUGCUUUGACAAAAAUCAAGGAUGUGGAGAAGUUUUUCCUGUGUGAUGUCACUUUGUUGCCCUUUAUAAGACUGCAGAAAAGAAGGGAACUUAUCUGAGGAUUCACUCUCCAAACACAGGUGACCAGAAGCAAGCGAGAAGCACAGACUCACAUCAAGUUGCAGAUACCGACCAACUGAAAGGAAGGGUGAGCCAUGCCACAGAGCAGUGCUUACUACCUGCUGCUGGUACUCUGUAGCCUGAAGGCUACCCUUGCCUUUCCCAACUCCUCUCCACUGAUGAAUCCCAGCUGGGGGAAUGAAGAUCGCCUGAUGCACCUCUACACAGAUACAGAGAGGAACAGCUUCCAUCUCCAAAUCAAUGCUGAUGGCUAUGUUGACGGUGCUCCUCACCAAACCAUUUACAGUGCUCUAAUGAUCAAGUCCGAGGGUGCUGGCUCAGUGAUAAUCACAGGCGUGAAGAGUGGACGCUACCUGUGUAUGGACAUGAGAGGAAACAUUUUUGGUUCGCAUUACUUCAGUCAAGACGACUGUGUGUUCAACCACAAGACGCUGGAAAAUGGAUACGAUGUGUACCAAUCUCCCAAACACAACUUCCUGGUUAGCUUAGGCAGAGUUAAACAAGCUUUCCUCCCUGGUGUGAAUCCACCACCAUACUCCCAGUUUUUAUCCAGGAGAAAUGAAAUCCCUCUGUUUCGAUUCAACACACCUGAACCCCACAGAAACACUAGAAGCGCAGAUAUCGACCCAAUGGAUCCUCAUCAGAUCCUGGUCCCACAGAGAAAGAUCUCUCUGUUUGGAUCUCAGCUGCAGCAGCAAACAGAUUUUCCCCACGUGCCCAGAGAACCCAUGAGAAUCAACCAGAACGAUGUGGUCAACCCAGAUGACCCUCACGCUAUGAUGGAUGCCAGGAGGUACGCAAGUCCUCGCUUCUAUAUUACAAAAUAACUGUGGUCCCACUGCUUGCAAAUUGAAGACAUGGGUGAAUAUAAUAGGCAAAAGGAAUUGUCUGGCAUAUUCAGUUUGAAUGUUGAAAUGGCUACUGGAAAUCCUGGGAAGAAAUCCUUAAUUUCAAAUUUUGUACCUAUAAAUGACAGUUUAUGGAAAAAAAAGAGUUGGUCAUUUUCCAGAUGGGGAUGUGCUUUACUGGAAAGAAGAUAAAUUUUUUAAAAGAAGAAUACAAACCGAACAUUUUAGGGUCUGAAUCACGACUGUAAGUGUGCAUCAGCAAAAAUGCUAAUUCACCUGAAUGAAACAAGAAACCAAUAUUAUGCAUGUGAUGUAACUGGGAAGAGCCCUGGAGCAUCUGAGACGCCAACAAAGACAGGGAAUCCCUUAUUAGCACCAUCCCUGGCUGUGCAAACACAGCAGACAAACUGUUAUAUUAUUAUAUAAAAAUUACUAUUUAUGUUUUUUGCUGCUAAGUUGGCUCUUCAGUCUCUUUUUAUGCCCGUAUGAGUAAAAAAGUGAACACUCUGCUGUCAUAGGAGCAGCACACAUGGAAAACGGAAAUAACUGACAGGAAAACAGGACAGGAUCAAAUGGUCUUGUGUAGAAAGAGUAAUUUCUGACACUUACUGAAUCCAAACUGAGGUCUAAGAAAAAAAGAAGAGAGUCUUACUGUCUCUCUAGUGCUUCUCUAUCUCUAUUGACUGAGUUCUACCAUCACAAUAUGGAAACAUAAUGUAGAAACACUAGUUUUGCAUAUUUCCAAGCCAGAGAGAAGUUCCAGGAUCACCACUAAACUUAACUGAUGUAAGGUCUUAGGUGCACAGGACAAGUCAAAUGAUGAGGAUUAGACCAAGGGUUCUGACUCGUAUUUUGAUGUUUUCUCUCCUCUGAACUCAUCAUAGUUUUGAUUGGUCUCAAAAGGAAAGGAGUGAUUCUAAUGAAUUUAGGAGAAUUUCAAGGCAGGCAGGUAGCUGCAUACUUUCCUGCUUACCCAAAUUAAAGCAAGACUUUUUACCUUGCUGUCUAUACAGUGGAGAGGUAUGAUUUCAUUUAUAUAUUCUAGUUUAUUAAUUCAACUUGAUUCCUAUACCAUUCUUCUUGGCUUCUGCUCCUUGAGAACUCUGGACUGCAAUUACAGAAGCAAAGUUUUCAUUCUGCUUAAACUGCCAUAAGUAAGUCCACAGAGCUGUCCAGGAUCCAAGUCAACAGACCUACAGCAAUUUUAAUUGUGAAGAGUUCUUUCUUGAUCUAUAUCAAACUUUGAUGAGAAAUGUUGGUGGGGUUAAAUCUCUGUACCAACUCUAUAGUCUAUAUAUUCUCUAUAUAUUCUGUACAUUAGAAC